GGCUAGGCUGGCCUGUAUUUGGCCCCCUAGCAUCCUCCCAAUACCUCACUGUGAGAUUCGAGGAACUGCGACUGAAAGAGAAUCACUACGAAUAUUCGUCCAUCUUUGAAUAAGGUUUUUGAAGACAACGUCAUGGACGCGAAGAUCCUGCUACUCUUGGCUCUGGCCACUUUCCUGAGCACCGUCUCGCCACUGCCAGCCAAAGUCUCCGUCAAACCGGACUUGGAAAACGCCUUCGAUGACAGAGCGGUCGUGGAAUCGAUUAUAGACUGUUUCACCGGGAAGGCCAAUUGUUCCCCGCAGGAGAAGAAGAUCAAAGACCGUGCCAUGGCAACCAUGAAGAACCUGGGCAGGUGCCCCGACAGCUUCUGCACGGAGCAGGAGCGGACCGACAUGACCCAUGCCAUGGAACUCCUGCAGACGAAGCACCCCGACCUCUGGACGAAGCUGAUCGCCUCGAUGUUCGGGAUACCAGUCUCUAAAGAGUAAGGUAGAAGAAGAAGAAGAAGUAGAAGAGGUUUUGUUUACCUUAGAAAAAUGUACAAAUUGAAGACGCUUGUUCCGUAGCUGUAAGGUCGUGCGUUUUAUGUUUUAUUAAAUUAACGUGUAACUUGUUUU
Messenger RNA from Macrobrachium nipponense, 618 nucleotides. RefSeq lists its product as uncharacterized. The transcript has 3 exons. The record is from RefSeq and is a predicted model, not a curated record. NCBI's taxonomy places the organism in Eukaryota, Metazoa, Arthropoda, Malacostraca, Decapoda, Palaemonidae. The coding region runs from base 133 to 489 and encodes 118 amino acids.